Candidula unifasciata is the source of this 1890-nucleotide messenger RNA. The record is from the annotation of a GenBank genome assembly. Lineage: Eukaryota; Metazoa; Mollusca; Gastropoda; Stylommatophora; Geomitridae.
AUGAUGAAGACCCGAACGAUUGCUGUUGUGGUUGGGUUAUAUCUGUGUAUGCCAAUCUUCAGCCUGGCAGACAGUGAUCAGGAGUCGUCAGAAGAGCAGGACAAAGACAACAUCAAAGAUGCUCCAGUGUAUGACAACCAAACUUGGUCCUGCCCGCAAGGAUGGCUUCCCUACGAAGACGCCACGCAGAUUUCCUGCGUGGUACGAGCCGAGAAAGCUUUCCCAUAUCGAGGUGCAGAAACUCACUGUCACAGUCUCGGUGGAUUUCUGGUCUCCUUAGAAACCAAACUAAAGGAGAAUUUUGUGAAAAGGCUAGCCAAAGAUGGCGACAGACGGAAUCACUGGACCGGUUUAUACAAAGAAGAAUCGACCGACAAUGAUUUGAAGUAUGUCUGGCAGAGACGAAGCACUGCCGUUCCGGUGAUUCAGGAGAAUCUACCGCAGCAAGUGAAAGACUAUGGGAGCACUUACCUGGAGCGGUGCGGCUAUAUCUCUGGAUACUACAACAAUGUGGAGAUCGACGACUGCGACUCGGAGUACUUCCCCAUCUGUGAAAAGGAAGUUUCUUGUAAACCAGGACAUUUUGGCAGUAAGUGUGGGCAGGAGUGUCACUGUGUGGGGGAGCCGUGCGACUCACAGCUCCACUACACACCAGGAGGUGUCACCUGCAAGUUUGGUUGUCAGAGGAACUGGAUGGGAGCAGCUUGUGACACAGAGAAAGAAGACCCAGAGGUCAAAUAUUAUUGCAUCAAUUCGGCAGAGAAGGACGGCAAAUAUGCUUACAUCAGAAUUUAUACCAAAGGCAUGCGGUACAGAGCUAUCUAUGGUUUAACGUCAAACAAUGUCAGAGGUGACUGGUGCAACUCUACAACCUUCCUGGGCGGGAGCUCUAACCUGACCAUCAUCAAAAUCCCAGUCAACAGCGACACCUCCGCCCAAAUGUCAAAUGGAGAAUGUGCUGGACAGCAACAGGGAGAGGACACAUUCACCUGGGAGAUUGUGCUGAAGGAGGUUGACGGGGUGCUGCAGGAGCAUGAUGUCACGGUCAAUGUCACCUGUGAUUUUAGUGUGGCCGAUAACCUGGUGCGUUCUGGGGAAUAUUCUACAGGAGGACAAGAAAUCCAACUACAGAAAAAAUACGUCAGCCCAGAGUCGACCCGAGAUGACGUCAUCCUACAGGUGAUCCAAGCGUCCUCGGGAGAGUCAGUCAGUGAGGCUGUCGUUGGUACUUCUAUUGUGCUAGAGAUGAAAUACGCUCUGCGGCCAGGAUCCACACUAAGGGGUAUACAUCCGUACAACUGUGUGGCGUCAUCCCCAGAUGGGAAACACGUUAAACAUCUGCUGGACAAGAACGGGUGUCAGGUCUGGGAUUCACCCGUCCAGACGUUUAACUCCGCGGCUGACAACAAGAUCCGGACGCCAUGGUUCAAUCUGUUCGCCUUUGAACAUGAGACGUCUGUCACCUUCCGGUGUUCGUUUGACUUUUGCUUCACGUCUGAUUGUGAAGUUGGAUGCAGGCCUGGAUCGAGGCGGCGACGAGACACACAAGAUGCCAGAGAUGAGCAGACACACUCCACAACCAGGACUAUCCGAGUUCUGCCAAGUAUUCCCGCCAAAGGUAACACUCAGACAGAGGAAUACCAGCCAGCCCACCCACCGGCAGGUCCACCAGCCUACGACAUGGGCCCGUUCGUCUACGUCAACCCUGUGACCUGCUCGCUCUUCCUGCUCAUCCUUCUGGUCUUCCUCUGCAUGUACAUCGCCUUCAUCCGCACACUGCGCAAGUCUGUCUACGACAUCCGGAAGGAGAUCGAGGUCAGGAGGUCACGGGACAAGUUCCUCCAUUGUGGGUGUGUUCAGCAGAAAGACAGGGAUUAUGUUGCACCUUAG